GGGGAGCGGCGGCGCGGCCCGCUGGGUCCGGCUGAACGUGGGCGGCACCUACUUCGUGACCACCAGGCAGACCCUCGGCCGGGAGCCCAAGUCUUUCCUCUGCCGCCUCUGCUGCCAGGAGGACCCGGAGCUGGACUCGGACAAGGAUGAGACAGGAGCCUAUCUGAUUGACAGAGACCCUACCUACUUUGGUCCUAUCUUAAACUACCUCCGCCAUGGGAAACUCAUCAUUACCAAGGAGUUGGCAGAAGAAGGCGUGCUGGAAGAAGCAGAGUUUUACAACAUCGCGUCUCUCGUGCGACUGGUUAAGGAAAGGAUACGAGACAAUGAGAACAGAACUUCACAAGGUCCCGUGAAGCACGUGUACAGAGUCCUGCAGUGUCAAGAGGAGGAGCUCACGCAGAUGGUCUCUACCAUGUCUGAUGGCUGGAAAUUUGAACAGCUAAUCAGCAUUGGAUCCUCGUAUAACUAUGGAAAUGAGGACCAGGCAGAAUUCCUCUGUGUCGUCUCCAGAGAAUUAAAUAAUUCUACCAACGGCAUUGUCAUAGAGCCGAGUGAAAAGGCAAAGAUUCUUCAGGAGAGAGGAUCUCGAAUGUAAGCUGAGAGUCUGAAUUCCAGAAUCCUGAAGGAUAGGAGAGCGAUCCAGCAGAGCAGCUCUGUGAAGUCUCGUGCCUGUACAGUAACUGAGCUACUGCAAAGCAGUGCUGAGCCUGGUCCCCUUUGGGAUCCCCAGGACAGAUGCACCUGUGGCUGCAGAUCACCGUCUCAGAAGCCUGCUUCUGUUUGCUUAGCCAGUGUUUUGACAGAUUCUGAUGACAGCAGCUGGGCUGGCUCCCCAGGUGGAUCCUUUUGGGGACCUGGGAGAAGGGAAGGAUGGCCUGGCUCCUUGGAAAUGUCCUAGAUGUCAAGGAAGCUGAGAGGAAGGAGGACUGUCCUGAGCUGUGCCCUUAUCUCACCCGCAGGUGCCAUGUUGGACAUCGGCAUCUGUUUUUGACCCCUUUCCUUCUGCUAGUCACCCUCCUAGCAGUGCAGAGAUGCAGCAGGUUCUAGCUUUCGUGUGUCAAACUGAAGCUGGGGACAGGAGAGUUGGCAGAGGAUGCACACUGCUGUGCACGGAGCCUCUGCAGCAGGGCGGAUAGGUGUCCCUCGCUGUGGUGCACGGUGGGAGGGCGCUGCUCUCAUCUUGGGUGCCCUGCUGCUCCCAUGAGCAAUUUUGCUGGGCGCCGUGAGGCCUGCCUUGUCCCCAGGAAGGGCUUUGAGGCAGACAGAAGUGCCAGCUGGUUGGUGACUGCUAUUGCAGCCUUAUCCCCGUUGACCUGUGUUCCUUCUCUGGCUUUUUAACUGGACCAAAGAUAAAGGACUGUGUGGGCCCUCCAGUCGCUUAAGGUGGGAAAGGCUGUUCCUUUGGAAGUUGCCAAAUACGUCGAGUUGCCAUAUGUAAAAGCGGUAUUGUUUCUGUGAUGGUCUCGCA
This is a messenger RNA of Chinchilla lanigera (long-tailed chinchilla), 1471 nucleotides long. RefSeq names its product potassium channel tetramerization domain containing 2 (gene Kctd2). Gene Ontology annotation, cellular component: Cul3-RING ubiquitin ligase complex; cytoplasm. The record is from RefSeq and is a predicted model, not a curated record. Gene Ontology annotation, biological process: protein homooligomerization; proteasome-mediated ubiquitin-dependent protein catabolic process. NCBI's taxonomy places the organism in Eukaryota, Metazoa, Chordata, Mammalia, Rodentia, Chinchillidae. Gene Ontology annotation, molecular function: cullin family protein binding.